Molecule: messenger RNA, 1499 nt
Organism: Amphimedon queenslandica
Lineage: Eukaryota; Metazoa; Porifera; Demospongiae; Haplosclerida; Niphatidae
Product: zinc carboxypeptidase-like
Exons: 11
Coding region: 44-1318 (424 amino acids)
Biological process (GO): proteolysis
Molecular function (GO): metallocarboxypeptidase activity; zinc ion binding
Source: RefSeq, a predicted model, not a curated record
CUUGAAGCCGGUUGGGGCAUUGUUUCUGUUCAGAGUUAGAGGAAUGGCUCUUCCAUUCCUUCUGUCUUUUCUCUUGCUGUUUAUGGCAGGAGAUGCAAAUAACUUUCCAGAUUUGGAGUAUGACGUAGACACUGCUCUAGUCUGGAAAUGUCCUCUUUCUCCUGACAAUAAUGCAACAGUAUUAUAUAGAGAUAAAGACUAUCAAUACGUUGCAUCAUCUCAAGAGCUGUUGAAUAAAAAUUGUACUUUUGUAUCAAAUAUGUUUCAGUUGCUAUCUCCUUUUGAUGAGCUGAAGGAGCAAAAUGAAGCAGUGAAAUCUAAAAAUGUUAAGAGAAAUGUAUUUCAUCAUAGUUCUUGGUUUAAACAAUACCAUAAUCUCAGUGUUAUGUAUGAUUGGUACAAAUCAUUAGCUCAUGAGUAUUCAUCAAAUGUUGCUGUAAAGAGCAUCGGUAAAACAAUAGCUGGUAGAGAUAUGCUGGCUGUAGUGAUAGGAACUGAUUCAAACCAACCUGCUGUGUACUUCCAAUGUCUAGUGCAUCCAAGAGAAUGGAUUACUGGCCCAAUGUGCAUGUACUUAACACAGCUAUUGGCAAGAGCUGAUUCAUCUAAUAAUAUUCUCUUCAGUUUAUUACAACAAUAUCAAUUUAUUAUCGUACCUGUUGCUAAUCCUGAUGGUUAUUAUUUAACAUGGUCAAGUUAUCCCAAGUAUAGAUUUUGGCGCAAAAACCUCUCAAAGAACAAAGGAUCAUCAUGCUUGGGAGUCGACUUGAAUCGGAAUUUUAAUAUAAAAUGGGGCAAACAUGGCAGCUCUAGCAAUCCUUGCAGUGACAUUUAUCAUGGGGAUAACUCUGGAUCUGAAUUAGAAGUGAAAACUAUUACAAGUUAUCUCCGUGAUCUUCCUAACCCUUUAAUCGGCGCCAUAGAUUUUCAUUCCUUCUCACAAGAAAUCUUUUAUCCAACAGGCUGGAGUACUGCCUUGCCAGACAAUAUUCAAUACUUCAAGUAUAUAACUCAAUGGAUGGCUAGUGCUGUUAAUCAAAAUGGUAGACAUACAUUCACUGUUGGUCAAAUGGGUGCUCUGUAUUUAGCCUCUGGGACAUUCACCGAUUGGUUAUUGACAGAUGAUUUUAUUAACAGCAACAAGGACAAAUACGGUCACAAAUAUAAACCAAUACCAAUAACAGUUGAGUUACCACCAACAAGAACUGUCCCAAUAACCGGCUUUAUGGUCCCUCCAGAUCAGAUAUUGUCUAUAUGCAAAGAAAUGACUCCGGCAGUUAUCAAAUUUAUUUCAUUAUUAAAAAAAACAACAUUAUGAUUGAUGAAAGAAAACAAUGUGAUUUAUUAUCAUAACUAUAAAUCUAUUAUUUUUAAACACAAGUCAAAAACUAAAAAAAACAUAAUAUUAAUAAUCCUUUUAGCCUGUAGCUCCUUCAAUCUAGACAAAAGGAUGCGCCAGAGAGAAUAUUUAAAUGUCAGAACAUGAUUUUCCGGCCACC